CAUACCAUGAUUACGAAAUCUGGCAAGGUAUGCAAGUUGCAGCGAUCAAUCUACGGAUUGAAGCAAGCCUCACGGAGUUGGAACAUCCGCUUUCACGAAACUGUCAUCAGCUUUGGUUUUGAAAGAAAUUCGGAUGAAUCUUGUGUAUACAAGAAGGUCAGUGGGAGUGCUGUAGUCUUCCUUGCUCUGUAUGUUGAUGACAUAUUGCUCAUAGGAAACGAUAUUCCUACUUUAACCACCGUCAAAAUGUGGUUGAGUAAGAGUUUCUCUAUGAAGGACUUGGGAGAUGCCAGUUAUGCACUUGGCAUAAGGAUCUAUAUGGAUAGAUCACGGAAGCUGUUAGGUCUCAGUCAAAGUACAUACAUAGACAAGGUCCUCGCUAGAUUCAGCAUGUCUGAGUCGAAACGAGGAAGUUUGCCUAUGGUCCAAGGCACGAGUCUUUCCAAAACUCAGGGUGCUUCCACUACGGAGGAAGUAGAACGCAUGAGAAAUGUUCCUUAUGCAUCGGCCAUUGGAUCCAUCAUGUAUGCGAUGGUGAGUUGGGUGGCUGCCAAGGUGGGGCCAAUAUGUUUUGUUUGUUUGCAGCUUGUUUCCUUACACAUAAUGGAGAGUAUAAUGGGGAACAAUUGUGGGGGCUGUGACAUGGAUUGUGGGCAGGGAUUCUUGGCCAAGGGUGAAGGGGAAGGGGAAGGGAAUAAUGUGAUUUUGGAUUUAUGGGUUUGGGAUAUUGUAAGGGGAAUAUGGGCAGGAUAUAUGGCUGGUUGUGGGUCAUGGUUUUUGGCUCUUUGUUGAUGUUGUGUUGGGAUUCAAAUCCUUAAUGCAAUAUAUUAUAAAAUGAGAAAUAUCCCUCCCCAUUUUCUUGUGUAAUUUUCGGCCACAUAGAGAGAGAGAGGAGAAAAUUAUUAUUUUGUGUUACAAGUUAUUUUUCUAAAGUGUUAGAAAUAUACACAAAAUAUUAUAAACAAAUAUUUAUAAGAUAAAUAUUUUACUAUAUAUUUAUUACUCCCAAAGUAGUAUUAUUAUAGUUUUUACUAUCCUAUAUUAAACUUGCUAGCACAAG
Cuscuta campestris is the source of this 1060-nucleotide messenger RNA. The record is from the annotation of a GenBank genome assembly. NCBI's taxonomy places the organism in Eukaryota, Viridiplantae, Streptophyta, Magnoliopsida, Solanales, Convolvulaceae.